Penicillium manginii is the source of this 273-nucleotide messenger RNA. RefSeq lists its product as uncharacterized. NCBI's taxonomy places the organism in Eukaryota, Fungi, Ascomycota, Eurotiomycetes, Eurotiales, Aspergillaceae. The record is from RefSeq and is a predicted model, not a curated record. Gene Ontology annotation, molecular function: alpha-mannosidase activity. Gene Ontology annotation, biological process: oligosaccharide catabolic process; mannose metabolic process. Gene Ontology annotation, cellular component: fungal-type vacuole membrane. The transcript has 2 exons. Bases 1 to 273 code for a protein of 90 amino acids.
AUGGAGACGGAGCAGUUUCAGGCUUGGGAGGCCCUGGCGGGUCAGCGGGAAGUUCAAGAUCGGCCGGGGUGGGGUCGACCUUUUCCUGAGGAACUACGCGGCAAGCUGGGAUGCCUUUAUUUUACUCAGAAGAUUUGCUUCAACAACAUUAACAAGUUUCCACAUGUCUCAUUCAAUUGGGUCGGGCUUAAUGGAAGCCAGUUGUUAAGCCACAUACCACCAGUUCACACAUAUACAGCAGACGGCACGGUUGCCGACGUUCGAAAUCUGUGA